This is a messenger RNA of Pelobates fuscus (common spadefoot toad), 5729 nucleotides long. RefSeq names its product collagen type XXIV alpha 1 chain (gene COL24A1). The record is from RefSeq and is a predicted model, not a curated record. Bases 88 to 4875 code for a protein of 1595 amino acids. Gene Ontology annotation, biological process: extracellular matrix organization. The transcript has 60 exons. Lineage: Eukaryota; Metazoa; Chordata; Amphibia; Anura; Pelobatidae. Gene Ontology annotation, molecular function: extracellular matrix structural constituent conferring tensile strength.
AUGCAGAGCAGGUCUCAUUGAUGGAGCUGCCUUCGCCAGCCCUGGGGAGCUUGGUACAUUUCGCCCAGAGCUUCGCUGUGAAGACAAAUGCAUUUAGGAACCCAAAGAACAAGGAGUGGAAACAGCUCUCCCACAGCAAGAGCGAUAAGAUUUGUCUUUUUAAUUGCAAUAUGCAGAGCAGUUGCUGUGGCCGAUGGACAAGGCAUAAAUAUCCUUCAGAAGUUAAAAGCAGAAGACGAGACUUUUUCACCCUUAGCAACAGCCUCCACUCCACUGUGGUCUUCUGGAGCCGAGGCUUACGAGGGCAAACUGGCAGGAGGAGGACUUGUUUUAACACCACAUACAAUCAUUGAAUUUCCAGUAGAAAAGCUUUUACCCUUCAGCUUUGGGAACUCAUUUUCAGUAUUAAUAAGUCUUCGUUCAGACAAGUUAAAUAAUGCUUUCCUCUUCAGUAUUCGUAACAAGAGUAGGUUAUAUUUUGGAGUUCAGUUACUUCCAAGGAAAGUCGUUGUCCACUUGGAUGGGAAGCAGUCUGUAUCUUUCGACUACAGUGUUCACGAUGGAGAGUGGCACAGUUUUGCUCUCAGCAUUGGAGAACAGUCGGUAGCCUUGUUUUCUGAGUGUGGGGAAAAGAACUUAAUUAAAAAAGUUACUUUAGGUACACAGAACUUUGGACCUGGUAGUGUGUUUACAAUAGGAAGGAUGAAUCUUAAUUCUGCCCAAUUUGAGGGUGCGAUUUGCCAGUUAGAAAUCAUUCCCUCUGCUAAAGCUUCUACAAAUUAUUGUCAGUAUGUGAAGCAGCAAUGUCGCCAGGCUGACACUUAUCGAUCAACAUUUCAAACCGCAGGAGGGGCUUUAGUGACAAACAGAAAUAUGAAGAAUGAGAUGCUGUCAUCUCAAAACAAAAAAUCUAAUUUGAUUUCAAAUUCAACUGCAAGUCCCAGUAACUCAUCAAUUAGGAAUACUACAAAGACGGAUAGGACACUGCUACCAAAAACCACAGAUGUAGAUAGUUUGAAAGAUGAAACAAAAAUACAAAGGAUCUUUAACAGAACCCUUUACAGGUCUUCCAUUUCUACCCCUCGACAAAGCCAUGUGGACUCUUGGUACCAAGGUUUUUAUGAUGAAGAUCACCAUUAUAAUCCUGAAAACAGCUAUGAAAAUUAUGACUAUGACUACGAAGAAAUCAAUUCAAUGUUUGAAAUGGAGCAGUUAAGAGGAGGCAAAGGUGAUCUAGGACCUCCAGGCCCACAAGGACCUCCAGGAUUACCAGGUCCUCCAGGAAAACGAGGUCCAAGGGGAACAGUUGGUCCUCAUGGGAAGCCUGGUUUACCUGGUCAACCUGGCCCAAAGGGUCCAAAAGGAGACCCAGGGCUGUCACCUGGCCAGGCGUCACGUGGUGAGAAGGGGGAUCAAGGUCCAGUAGGUUUCAUGGGUGAUCCCGGCCCUCGUGGACAGCAGGGUCCUAAAGGUUACCCCGGACCCCCAGGACCUGCAGGAGAAAAGGGAAUCCCAGGACUGAGUGGAAAUGACGGUGCCCCGGGUUACCCUGGCAGGCAGGGUUUAGCUGGACCAGAAGGAAAUCCAGGAAGUAAAGGUAUAAGAGGUUUUAUUGGAAUAGCUGGCGUGCCGGGGCCUCCUGGGCCGGAGGGGGAGAGAGGGAUACCAGGACCUGCUGGGAAGAAAGGAAUCAAAGGUAGAACGGGUGUUCCUGGAGAUGUUGGAGAAAGAGGCCCUCCUGGUCCUGAUGGUAGUCCAGGAAUCGUUGGUGGAUUAGGACCUCCUGGGUUUCUUGGUUUGACUGGUGAUACUGGACUGGUGGGCGAUGUAGGUUCUUCAGGGAUUCCUGGACCUCAGGGACCUCCUGGGAGCAUGGGACCACCUGGACUGAAAGGUGAUAAGGGAGAGCCUGGAUUUCCUGGAGAAGCAGGAGAGAUGGGGUACCCCGGAGAUAAGGGUGUGAUGGGUUUACUGGGUCUCCCAGGACUGAAAGGAAAACCAGGGCCACAGGGGAAAGCUGGAGAACGAGGACUGCAAGGACUACCUGGCCCCCCUGGCCCAGAGGGUUUUCCUGGAGAUAUCGGUUUGCCUGGGGUUAAUGGUCCUGAAGGACCAAAGGGUAUUCUUGGAGACAGAGGAUCCCCGGGUCCUCAGGGACCAAAAGGUACAGAGGGUGAAGAAGGCCCAGAAGGACCUCGUGGUGCGGUUGGACCCAUGGGAAGACCAGGACGUAAAGGAUAUGCUGGGGAGCCAGGCCCCGAAGGGUUAAAGGGAGAAAUUGGAGUUGUGGGAAUCCUUGGAAAAGUUGGUGAAGCAGGGCCCAUUGGAUUGCCAGGUGAGACAGGGCCAGCAGGAGUCCCUGGAGAAAAGGGAGAAAGGGGCAAUCCUGGCCCUGAAGGCCCGUCUGGUGAAAAAGGAACAUUAGGCUACCCAGGGCUUCCAGGACCCCCAGGUGUGAUUGGACCCCCAGGGUUACCGGGUCCCCCUGGACCGCGAGGACCUCCUGGGCUACAAGGAACAAAAGGCCAAAGAGGUCCACGAGGGCCAGACGGUGCCAUAGGAGAAAAGGGCAUGCAGGGGCCUAAAGGAGAACACGGGGAGCCAGGCAAAAGAGGCGUUCCUGGACGUAUUGGAAAAGCUGGUUAUCCUGGAGAAAAAGGCGAGAACGGAAAUGUUGGAUCUCCAGGUACCACAGGAAGCACAGGAGAUGUGGGACCCAGCGGAGAGCCAGGAGCAAGGGGACCACAAGGGGACAUCGGACCACCUGGAGAAACAGGCCCAGAGGGACCACCCGGAACUGAGGGAGAAGUUGGACUUCAAGGAGAACCUGGAGUAAAGGGAGAUGUGGGGGCUCCUGGCAUUGCUGGAGAUUCAGGAGAACCAGGUUUACGGGGAGAACUGGGACCUCCAGGGGAAGAGGGCAGUCAAGGGAAAGAUGGUUCAAAGGGAGAGCCAGGCAACCGUGGCAUGGAGGGCGAAAGAGGGGAAAAAGGAGAGUGCGGAAUAUCAGGAAACCCAGGGUCUAAGGGAGAACCGGGCAGAAUGGGUAUGCCGGGGCCGGAAGGAAAAUCAGGAGUUCCAGGUCAAACGGGGCGUCCAGGCAAAAAGGGAGAGAAGGGACAGAUGGGUCCAUUCGGAGCUGUGGGCGGUGUGGGGGAGCCAGGGGUACAAGGCGAAUUCGGACUGAAAGGGGCCCGUGGAACCAGAGGAAUAAUGGGAAAUUUAGGAUUAAUGGGUCCGGAAGGAGAACCUGGGAUUCCCGGAUACGGGGGUCAUCAAGGGUCAGCAGGACCUGCAGGAACACCAGGACCAAAAGGAGAAAAGGGUUCCCCAGGGGAGGACAGCACAGUGUUUGGGCCUCUAGGACCUCCAGGUGAAACAGGUCCUCGUGGUGAACAUGGAGACAAGGGAGAAGCUGGCGAUCAAGGUUACACGGGUCACCCAGGUGUUACCGGACCUAGAGGACCAAUCGGUCAGCAGGGAUCGCCUGGAGACCCUGGACCUUCUGGGAACCAAGCACAGAAGGGAGAGAAGGGCGUGGAGGGUCCCAAGGGAAAGAAGGGAAUCAGGGGUGCUACAGGGAAACCCGGAAUUCCUGGGCCUCCGGGUUUCGUUGGAAUGAGAGGUGCAAAUGGGCAUCCAGGGUCAGACUCUGUGACCGGACUCCCCGGAAAACCUGGACUUCCUGGCCGUCCUGGCUUCCCUGGUGAGAAGGGCGAGCCUGGCCUCGCUGGAUUGGCUGGUUUACCAGGACCUCGAGGAGAGAAAGGCUUGCCUGGAAUAUCUGGUGAUACUGGGGCACCAGGUUUGAAGGGAGAACAUGGGCUGCAGGGUCAUCCGGGAAAACCGGGUCAGAGGGGACUCCCUGGUUCUCAAGGUGAUCAAGGACAUAUUGGGGAAAUCGGACUGAAAGGACUUCCAGGAGAAGAUGGCGAUCAAGGUCUAAUGGGUUUCUCAGGUUUCCCAGGGCCAAAGGGACAUAAUGGUGACGUGGGUGCCGUGGGCAUUCAUGGCCCAAAAGGACCAUCCGGGCAGUUUGGUAAGAGUGGUCCAGUAGGUCCCGGUGGCAUUGUGGGGCCAACAGGUAAACUGGGAAAUAAAGGUGAAAAAGGUUCAAAAGGAACAAUGGGACCUCAAGGACCAAGAGGUGAUCCAGGUCUACCGGGAGCGCCAGGUUUGCCAGGGCCUACGCGUCACCAGAAUAUGAAUGCUGCUAUCCAAGCUCUCAUUGAUUCCCACGGCGCUCUGCAGAUGGAGAAUUACCAAAAUACACAACUAACAAUACUAGACUUCAGCACGGAGAUUUUUAAAACUCUUCACUACCUGACUGACUUAAUGCACAGUAUUAAAAAUCCACCUGGGACACGAGACAACCCAGCUCGAAUCUGCCGCGAUCUGCUGAACUGUGACCGCAAAGUCUCUGAUGGGAAAUACUGGGUCGAUCCUAACCUGGGCUGCCCUUCGGACGCCAUUGAGGUUUUCUGCAAUUUCACUGCCGGCGGACAGACCUGCUUAUCGCCCAUCACUGUGACAAAGUUGGAGUUUGGUGUGGGAAAGGUACAGAUGAAUUUUCUCCAUUUACUGAGCUCGGAGGUCACCCAUACACUCACUAUACAUUGUCUGAACUCCUCGGUCAUAGGACGAGAUCCACCGAUCAUCUUCAAAGGAUGGAACCGGCACAUGUUUGAAGGAAAUCAGUCACAUGAAAUAACUGUUCAGGAUGAAUGCGAGAUUCAGGAUGGAGCGUGGCACAAGACACAGUUCAUGUUUCACUCGCAGGAGACAAGUAAACUUCCCGUGGUUGGGAUUCCCACCUUAUCGCACCUAGAAGAAGAUCAGCUGUAUUUAGAGAAUGGCCCUGUGUGCUUCCUCUGAUACAUCAGGCUCUGGGUGAAACAAUCUUCCUUCUGCGUUCCAGUUCAACGUGCCAUCAUGUUCUAACAAAGAUUUCUCCUAAAAUGUCUGGAACUGCAAGCACAAUAAAGAGCGUCGACAUUUACAGUGUAAUAUUUGAAUUAUUGUCAGUUUAUGAAUAUUGUCUGGAACACCAGAACUGGAAGCUCAUAACACCCAGAGAUUUUUAAUGUACUGUACGAAACAUCUAGGAACGUGUAAUUGAGCAGAACUAGUGAGAACUCAUCAUUAGCGCCAUGUGUCUAAAAAUGAUCCCACAGUCAGUUACUCCAUCCAUAUACCUUCGCUAAUGCGGAGAUUCACAGAUGGUGCUAUGUGCCUUAUAAGCAAAGUCAUUUUACCCUUAUUCAUAGUCUAGACCUUUGCGGGCAUUGUUAAAGUGGUGCAAGUAAAGGGUAUGUGCAGGCACUCAACACCCUUUUCUAGUAAUUGCGUGAAAACCCUUUAGUGCAAUGCUGAUUGAAUGUGGUCUAGAUACCCUGAAUGGACCCUAGAUCCUGCCAUAGAGUGGAGUCAGUUCAACAAAGCCAGUACAGAUAUUUGUGCCCAACAUAACCAUAAAAGACAAAUGAAUACCAGGUGAUAUUACGGAGAACCUGUCACAGGGAUAGCUGCUGCUUUCCAAUAACCAGGAUGGCAACAGCUUUUAUCAGUCUAGCUAUAGGUUCAUCCUUGCCUCCUCUCCCAAAUUGGUUUCUGAUAACACAUACAAUCUCAUUAACCUCUGAUAAGAGCAAGCCUACCUCCAACAUGUUAACUAUUAAUAAUGCAAACUUAUCCCAACACCACAAGGCUUUAGGUCCGAUCAUUGUACU